Trichomonas vaginalis G3 is the source of this 1758-nucleotide messenger RNA. Its product is annotated as spectrin binding. NCBI's taxonomy places the organism in Eukaryota, Parabasalia, Trichomonadida, Trichomonadidae. The transcript has a single exon. Gene Ontology annotation, molecular function: protein binding. The coding region runs from base 1 to 1758 and encodes 585 amino acids. The record is from RefSeq and is a predicted model, not a curated record.
AUGGUUUCGAAUAAAUAUCCUACUGCAAUUACACUGAUGUCACACAAAGCAAAAUCAUCAUCUGGUAAUUUUCGUGCAGCAUAUGAACAAUAUAAUGAAUUAUAUGAGAUAAAAUAUGAAAUCUAUAAUUCUAUUGCUGAAAAUGACAUACAAUCAUUCAUUUCACAUUCUCUAAAUGAAACUUUUGAUCCAUUUCAAACAAUUGAAAACAAUUUUGGUUUUGAUGAUGAAGAUGAUACAUUGCUUGAAUUAUGCUGCUAUUAUGGUGCGAUUGAUUGUUUUAAUUUUUUGAGAACAAAAUUCAAAUUAAAUAUCACAAAUAAAUGCCUCAAGUAUUCAUUUUUAAGUGGAGUUCCAUAUAUAAUGAAUGAAUGCUUGAAAUAUCAAAAACCAGAUGAUGAAUGUAUGGAAUUCGCAAUUGCGUCACAUAACAUUGAUUUUGUAUGUUUUCUUCAUAAUGAAUACGAUAUUAAAAUCAAUUUAGAUUUUUGUUAUAAAUACUACAAUCUACCUGCAUUCUUUGUUUAUUUUGAUUUAUCAAAAGAUUACAAUCAAAUGUUCCUAUCAUCACAACAUUUUAAUCUUUCUUUAAUUUGGGAGUAUUUAUUGGCAAAUGGUGUUGAUAUCAAUAAAACUUAUGAAAACAAUGAAAAUGCUCUUCAUAUUGCUGCAAAAGAAAAUCUUUUAAGAUUUGCUAAAUUCCUAAUUGCAAAAGGGAUUAAUACAAAAUCAAUAGAUAUUUAUGGGAAUACAGCUCUUCAUUUAUCUGUUAAGAAGAAUUUAUUUGAAAUGGCAAAGGUUAUUCUUUCUGAUAGUUCUAUUAUCAAUAUGAAAAAUGGAGAUACAAAUACUGCAGCACAUCAAUCAGUAAUAAACAAAAAUUUUCCAAUGUUAAAACUACUUAUUGAGCAUGGUGCCGAUCUUAAUGAGCAUAAUAGAUUUUUUGGUUAUACAGUUCUUCAUCUUGCUGUAACUCACAAACGUGAAAAAAUCUUGGAAUAUUUGGUAACUCUGGCACCAUGCUUCAAAAAUAAUUCUCUUGAAAAGGAAUUCAAAGAUGAUGUAAAUAAUCAUGCUUCAACAGGAGUCGAUAUUAAUAGUCGAGAUAAUGAUGGAAAAACAGCACUUCAUAUUGCUGUAGAAAAUAACAGAUUCAGAUUUGCGGAAAUUCUCAUUUCUCAUGGUAUUGAUAUUGAUGCAACUGAUAAGAAUGGAAAUACAGCUCUUCAUACUGCAGUUAGUAAAGAAAACAUUCAGAUCGUUAAAUUACUUAUUUCUUAUGGUAUUGAUAUUGAUGCAACUGAUAAGAAUGGAAAUACAGCUCUCCAUGCUGCUUCAAUAUCGAAUCGUAUUGAAGUAAUGGAAAUCCUUCUUUCUCAUGGGGCAAACGUUAAUUCUAAAAAUAAAGAGGGAAAUAAUCCAUUGCAAUACGCUCUAUCAAGCAUCAAUGUAAAAGCGGCAAAACUUCUUAUAUCUUAUGGCGCAAAUUUGAAAGAGCUUUUUGAAGAUGGAUCAACAAUCUUGCUCAAAACACUACAAACAGAUAACGAAGAUUUUUUAUUAUAUCUUUUGCGACAUUAUGAUUUUAAUUCAAAUUAUAAUGAUAAAGCUUACCUUCAGUAUGCAAAACAAAACAAAAAAUACAAGGCAUCACAAAUGGCUCUAUAUAUGGAUAAACUCACAAUAACAAUAUAUUUGAUUUUAAACUUUAUUAUGAUUAUUGAGUACCUGAUAGUUCUUUUCUUAUUUAAAUCGUGA